UCCGUUGAAUUUUAAAUAGGCCUAACUACCGAAAGGAAAUCCGCAGCUAAAGUUGUAUGUUAUUAGGCUAUUUAAAAGAUACAUUUUAGCCUAUAUAUAUGUAUAUACACAGUAAUUGUAAGAUGUCUUUAAAUGCGUUGAGGAUGUGUGUAGUUUUGCAGGACUGCGCUGAUCAGCUGUCAGUUAUAGGAAACAUCAUACGACCCGCAGCGGAUACUGAUGGGAGCAAGUCGCAUGUCACAGUAAAGAGCUCACCUCCUCCUGACAACAAGUUGCAGAGAGACAGGCACUUUGUCGCAUAUGUUAUUAAUGGUUUAAUUGAAGAGCUGCCGGAGUCUAACACAUGUAAAAGCUUGAUAACAGCAGUGCAGGAGGAGAAGAUGAAGAAAGCACAACUUCUUGACAUAUUAAUCAGAGAGGAAGAAAGCAGACAAAAGGUUAAAAAUCUUCAAAAACAGUUGGAUAACAUCCAGAAGGAGAAAACAGAAGGGUGUGAGAGGCUUAAGGAGUCAAUCGCUCACCUGAGAAAGCAAGUUGAGCACAUGAGGGUGAGGACUGAAUGGAAGGUGGAGUAUGUGAAUAACUGUGCACAACAGCAGAUCUGUGAGGGACAGAACAUCAAUGCCCAUAAGGAGAAGGAGCUAGAGGAUGAAGUCAUGAUGCUGCAGGAGAAAUUAGAGGAGCAAAAGAGCGCUCACACAAUAAUGGAGGAUUUCCUUAAAAGACAACUCACAAGCUUACAGGAGAAAAAGCCGUUUUGGAUAAAGCGUUAUGAAAAAGAUAUGGAGGAGAAAGAGCAAGAGCUCACUGCUCUGCAGAACAAAAGAGCCAACAACCUGACACAACUUCAUGAGCUCUCCAAAAAGUGCCGUGAAAUGCAGAAGGUUAUAAUUGAAGACAGAACGGAGAAGGAACGGCUGCGCAUACAGCUGGAGAAAGAGCAGAGAGAGAGAGAUGCUGCAAUAAAGAUCCAGUCGUGGUGGCGGGGAACUGUUGUUCGCAGGGGACUGCGCUCUCCGAAGAAAUCAAAUCAGGCUAAGCCUAAAAAAGCCAAAAAGAAGAAGAAAUGACUUCUGAUAUUUUAGUGGCUGCAGAAUAGUUAUUAUAUAGGCGAUUGUAUUAAAUAAUAAUGCUAUUCAUGUAGGCUAUUCGUGUAAUAAAUCAACAGAACCUGACAGAAAAACUUAUUUGCACCCCUGUUUAUAAUACAUCCAGAAAAUAUGCUAAUGCGGACUUCUGCUGUUGUUAUACUUGUAUGACACUAGAUGGCGCAGAAACACCAUAUUUCAUUUCAUGCAAACUGUCAAGGUUACUUUCCUGCUAUUCUAUGUUUUUGUUUCUCGAAGAAUAAAGCAUUCGUG
Triplophysa dalaica is the source of this 1361-nucleotide messenger RNA. RefSeq names its product IQ motif containing G (gene drc9). Gene Ontology annotation, molecular function: protein binding. The coding region runs from base 99 to 1070 and encodes 323 amino acids. Gene Ontology annotation, cellular component: cytoplasm; sperm flagellum. NCBI's taxonomy places the organism in Eukaryota, Metazoa, Chordata, Actinopteri, Cypriniformes, Nemacheilidae. Gene Ontology annotation, biological process: cilium organization; sperm axoneme assembly. The record is from RefSeq and is a predicted model, not a curated record. The transcript has 9 exons.